Molecule: messenger RNA, 6609 nt
Organism: Orussus abietinus
Lineage: Eukaryota; Metazoa; Arthropoda; Insecta; Hymenoptera; Orussidae
Gene: c12.2
Product: von Willebrand factor A domain-containing protein 8
Exons: 21
Coding region: 212-5740 (1842 amino acids)
Cellular component (GO): cytoplasm
Molecular function (GO): ATP binding; ATP hydrolysis activity
Source: RefSeq, a predicted model, not a curated record
CUAUGGUUCGACGUUCUAAGUUCAUACGUUAUUCUAUGACAGAAUACAGCGUGGUAUCUGACAGAGUAUUGAAAAUGUCAUUUUCAGAUUAAUUUUCAGUAAUGACAGUGUCGAAGAUCAGUAUAAAAUACUGUAUUAAUUUAUUUUCUACUUAUAUAAAUAUUUGACGUCACAAUUCUAACCUGUCAAGGGGGCAAGGUACAAGCAUAUAAUGUUAUUAUUAAUUUCACCCACAAUUCGCCGGAUCACGAAAAUUCCGGAUUGUUUAAAAAUAAGACACAAUCUGUUGUUUCUACGGUAUAAGUCAGAUAGUAUAAUUGUAAAGAUAGCGGAUGUUUCUAAGGAAGUCAAAACUGCGAAGCAUCCAGAAUAUGUACCUAGAAAAUAUUUGGCAAAGGAGCCCAGUCAGGAGCUGUUGCGGCACUUACGGUGGAUGCUGCAGAAAGAUAUCUUGGGCCAAGAUAUGUUCUUGACCGGAGGACCGAGUCCUAGGCGUCGUAAUCUUGCUAUGGCAUUUGUGGAACUAACGGGAAAGGAGGUCGAAUUUAUUGCACUUUCGAGAGACACCACAGAAGCGGAUCUGAAGCAGCGGAGAGAAAUCGAGAACGGAACUGCAAUUUAUCAUGAUCAAAGCGCUGUCAGAGCAGCAGCAAAUGGAAGAGUUCUCAUUCUUGAAGGCGUUGAAAAAGCUGAAAGAAACGUACUACCCGUUUUGAACAAUUUAUUAGAGAACCGCGAAAUGCAUCUUGAGGAUGGCCGAUUUUUGGUCUCAGCAUCUCGUUACGACAAAUUACUGCAGGACCAUACUCAAGAAGAUUUAGAUGCAUGGAGACUGGUGAGAGUCAGUGAAGACUUCCGAGUAAUUGCCUUGGGAUUACCUGUGCCUAGGUACCCAGGACAUCCCCUGGACCCUCCACUUCGAUCUAGAUUUCAAGCGAGACACAUCUCGGGACCAACUUUUCAGGAGCAAUUGGAAUUGUUGAAGCGAGUCGCAGCUAAUGUUGAUCCCGGAAAACUGUCUCAACUCGUAUCAUGUUGUUAUGCUCUUAUCAGUCGAGAAGCAAUGGACCUGGGACUUACAGAUUUUCCCUUGGAUAGUCUCAUCUCGGCUGCACUGAUCUUAGAUAAAUUUCCAGAUAUGGAGGCGUUCGACGUUUUUUACAGACUGUAUCCUUACAAGCUGUUUCUCGGGAAGGAAGGAAAAACAGCAGUCGAGGAUAUACUCAAAACUUUUGGAGUUCGGAUUAAUUCAUCGGAAAGCAAUCAGUCUACCAGAAUAGAAAAUAUUGAAAGGACAAAAGACACGGCUAACGUUAAAAUUAAUUCCAGCGGUCAUCAGACAAUUUUAGACGUCUUCUGUGGUGCUGGAAGCUAUAAGAGUAUAGAGACCUCUAAUUACAUAUCGACGAGUUAUCAGGAUAAUUUGUUAGCCAACGUGUUGCAGUCUCAUUUGGCUUCAGAUUUAUGCAUCGUAGGUCCAAGAGGCUGCGGAAAGUCGAUAACCGUUGAAAAGUUGGCCGACUUUUUGGGCUACGAAGUGGAGCCGAUAGUGCUUUACCAAGAUAUGACUUCUAGGGACCUGAUACAACAACGCACGACCUCAUCUAAUGGCGAUACCGUUUGGAAAGAUUCACCUCUGGUGACUGCUGCUCUGAAUGGGAAAUUGGCAGUGCUGGAUGGAAUACACAGAAUUCAUUCAAGUACUCUGGCCGUCAUCCAUAGGCUGAUUCAAGACCGAGAAUUGCAGUUGCACGACGGAAAGCGACUCGUAAGAGCGGAUCGGUACGACGAGCAAAAGGCAGAAAGCAAGAAGACCGACGAAGAGAUGCAGAAAUCGGGUGUCCUGAGAAUCCACCCUUCUUUCAGAUUAAUAGCCUUAUCGGAACCUCCGAUUCUUAACAGCUCUUCCGGUUUAUGGUUAAACUCUGAGCUGCUCAGUCUCUUCCUUUUCCACGAGAUGAGACCUCUCGACAAAUCGGAGGAGAUCCACAUAAUUCGGUCCAAGUAUGGAGAACCAAGUCCAGCUCUUCUGAACAUCAUCAACCUGGCGCACACCUUGAGGUCAUCCAGCGACCCCACGUUACAUUCCUUGGCUGGAUCUUUAAGCACAAGGCAACUUUUAAGGAUCGCAGCAAGGAUGCAAAAGUUUCCUGAAGACGACGCCUACGAAGCGGUGCAUAGAGCAUGUCUCGCUAGAUUUCUUCCAACGAUAGCAAAACAGUCCCUGGAAGACUGCCUGCGACAGCACGGUAUCACGGGAAAAACUGAUGGAAAGGAAUUAAAUAUAUCUUGUAAGGUCACUGACGAUUCCGUGACCAUUGGAAGUACGACCUUAAAAAGGUUCAAGACUGAAGCCCUAACGAAAGUCCCUGACAUUCUCUUCUACGACGUGCCACAGCACCUGGUCCUUCUAGAGACCUUGUUGCAAGACUUCAGCCUUGGGAGUAAUUUGCUACUCGUUGGUAAUCAGGGCGUUGGGAAGAAUAAAAUCGUCGACAGGCUUCUUCAGCUUCUUAACAGGCCUAGAGAGUACAUUCAGUUGCACAGGGAUACGACUGUUCAGACUUUGACCAUUCAGCCGAUGGUUAGAGAUGGCGUUGUGGUUUAUGAGGACUCUCCUUUGGUCCAAGCGGUGAAAUUGGGACAUGUUCUUGUGAUAGAUGAGGCCGAUAAGGCCCCUACGCAUGUUACUUGUAUAUUAAAAACCCUCGUGGAGUCGGGGGAAAUGAUUCUCUCCGAUGGUCGGCGGAUAGUCCAUUCGGCAGCCGGUGAUAAGAAAGGUUCCAGCAUCGUUCCUAUGCAUCCAGAUUUCAGGAUAAUAGUAUUGGCCAACAGGCCCGGGUUCCCUUUUUUGGGGAACGAUUUCUUUGGUGCCCUCGGAGAUUUGUUCAGCACGCAUUCCGUUGACAAUCCGAGUAUAAAGGAUGAAAUAAUGCUGCUAAAACAGUACGGUCCUUCGGUCGAUGACAAGAUAAUACAGAAAUUGGUGAAGGCGUUUGGAGAGCUCAGAAACAUGGCGGACCAAGGACUCGUUUCGUAUCCUUAUUCCACUCGAGAAGUCGUGAACAUAGUUAAACACUUACAGCAAUUCCCAGACGAGCCUUUGGCCACCGUGAUGAACAACGUCUUCGAUUUCGACCGAUACUCUCAGGAGGUGUUCGACACUUUGGUGACAAUUCUCCACAAACACGGCAUCCCGGUUGGGACCAGUGGGAACAAUGUCGCUUUUGGCAAAGAAAUGUCUCUGCCAGCGGUGAGAAGUGGAACCUGGAAGAUCGCAAACAGUCCAAUUACUGUGCCAGUUCAGGAGAGAUUCAUCAAAUUGAAGUCGCCAAAGCACUCAAAGUCGAGAACUCAUGUACUAGAUCGAGUGGAAGCAAGAUCCUCCAUGUUCACGGAGCUUCAGAAUUACUGGACGAUCCCGAUUAAAGAAAUGAGUGCAGUGGUCGAUUUGUUGGUGACGAAAGGCGUAAAAGGUGACGGAACGGACGACAGCAUCCACGUCCUCGCGACAAACCCUCUAUCCAUCUUCAGCAUGACUCCAGAAUCCGAAGAGAUACAGCAAAUAUCGUUUGAAGGGCUGCUGCAACCAGUACCAGGUCAUAAACUUUCAUACGCCCUGGCGGCUGAUAGUAAGGGGAAUAUUCUGGUACACGAAGAAUCGACGAACGGGCUUCUGUACGUGAACCUGGAAGAGAAAUCAGUGAGACCAUUCCAACUAUCCUCCUUCCUGGAAUCCGCCAGCGAUAGACUAUCUAAUGCCUUCGGAAGCAAAGAUUCGACAUGGAAGCUGCAGCCAGAUCUGUCCACAUCGGAUGAUCAGCUGGUCUUCUACACACCUGGUGGAAACAAAAUGGAGGUGAUCGACUUGAAGACCAUGACCGCAUAUUCUCUGGCUUUGCCAUUUGACAUCAGUUUGGUCCUCUUAGCUUCUCCAGAGAAGUGGCUGGUCCAGGACGCAGCCAGGACCAAGUACAUCCUGGAGAAGGUAUCCGGCAAAAGUCCGUGUCCGAAUACAUUGAGACAUGUCGUAGAGUCCGGGGAUGCAGGAGAGGCGAACCUAGGGAGGAUCCUGAGCUGUGGUCGAAGUGGUCUUAAGGAUUCGAUCCUUAGCGAGGUUUUACAACAGAAAAUCAGCUCACCUAACAGAUUAAUGGCCAGCGACUCGACGUUCGCCAGCGUCGUCGUUGGGUUUCCAGACUUGGACAGCACCUUGGAUGUUUAUUUCUGGCCGAGGAAAGAGAGAACGAGAACUCUCACUCGACCCAUUGUCUUCGAUCAUGGCACCGUUGUCAGGACUUUGCCACGUGGACAGGUUCCGACUGAUGCCAUCCCUUCGCAAAACGAAACUCAUGUUGGUGUUUCGGCUUAUUUGGAGGUGGUUGACACAAUCAACCAUAAAGUGCGGUACAUCGCUAUUCCAGAACCCGUUAAACUAUCUCCAGUCGCCCAAUGGCUCUACUCCAAGGAACUUCCCACAUACGCAGCAGCAACAUCUAAUCAGGGCUUGGUGACCGUAGACGCGGGAGCGUGUGUUCGCUUGUGGGAAGUUUCGCUGAUCAGCAUCGAAAAGUCUUUGGGGGAGUGGAGAAAAAUGGUCGGCGAGGACGGGCGACGUUUACAGAUCACGAAGGAACGGUAUUCCGGGCUGGAUGUCAGCGGUCCCAAGCACGGGAAGGUGGACGAGAAGAACGAGCCCCAUGUCGGUGGCAACACUUGGGCUGGGGGAACUGGAGGCAGGGACACGGCAGGGCUUGGCGGAAAAGGUGGUCCAUACAGAUUGGAUGCUGGCCACACCGUUCACCAACUCAGCGAUGAGGAGAAAGAUGCCGUUCCUGAAGAGGUGAAGAAGGCCGCUCGCGAAAUGGGCCAGCGAGCUUUCAAGCAGCGCUUGAAGGACAUCCAGAUGAGCGAGUACGAUCACAAUAUGUACAUCCAAUUCAGCAAUGCCGUGCAGAAGCAAGUGCAAGCUCUGAGAGUCAUCUUAGGUAGUCUUCAAGCCAAAAGCAGCGAACGUCAAUGGUGCAGACACCAGACUUCCGGCGAGCUGGACGACGCAAAGCUGAUAGAAGGGUUAACCGGCGAGAAGACGAUCUACAGACGAAGAGCCGAGAAGGAACCCGAAAUGGGGACUCCUCAGAUGAAGCCGAAACGACUCAAGCUGGUGGUCGACGUUUCUGGGAGCAUGUACAGGUUCAAUGGAUACGAUGGUCGGCUGGAUCGCGAGAUGGAAGCUUGCGUGAUGGUGAUGGAGGCCUUUGAGGGGUACGAGGGGAAGAUUCGUUACGACAUCGUCGGCCACUCCGGGGAAGAUUAUCACAUCCCUUUUGUGGACCAAUCGCAGCCUCCUGUGGAUAACAAGAGGAGGUUGCAGGUCGUCAAGACGAUGCACGCCCACUCCCAGUUCUGCAUAUCCGGGGACUACACCUUGGAAGCGACACAAUACGCGAUUUCCAGCCUGGCUAAGGAAGAUUCCGAUGAGUCAAUCGUAGUGGUUCUGUCCGAUGCAAACCUGGCUCGAUAUGGAAUACGUCCAGAGCGAUUCUCUAGCAUAUUGACAUCCAACAAGGACGUAAACGCCUACGCCAUUUUCAUCGGGUCCCUGGGAGACCAAGCAGCCAGGUUAACAAAGAAAAUGCCCUCAGGAAGAGCCUUCGUCUGCAUGGAUUUGCGAGACAUUCCGCGAAUUCUACAGCAGAUAUUCGCAGCCUCCGUUCUGAGCACAACUAGGUCUAAUUAAUGCGAAUCCACCUCCUUAAGGUGGUGAAAGAUGCCAAACAUUAAUCUUUGUAUAAUAAUACAAGUAUUAUACAAAAUAUGUAUGUAAACAUGUGCUCGUAAUUAUGAAAGUGGUCUAAGAAAUCUUAUAAAUUGAAUCUAUCCCACAUUUUGGGUUAAGUCCAUACAGAUUAGAACAAAGUGAGGUUAGUUCUCGCAACAGAAAAAAUUACUUAGGUAGAACAUAAUUAACAUAAACAGUGGAAACACUUGUACAGCUGCGUCACCGUCUAAAAUAAAUAUUUUACCACAAGGCUAGGACCAUCGCAACUACAUUAAGGUGAAGUGAAACACGUAGAGACAUUUGAUCGGCAUCGGUAAAAAAGAUUCCUCUAAAUAUCUCCGUUACCGAUGUUCAUAUUUAUAUUGACAGUUGUGUCGAAUUGUAUUGGGUACUGCACCGACAUGCACGGACCACGUCGGGUUGGUUCUAGUCCGUCAUAAAUAAAUAAAUUUUUUAUUAAAAACGAAUGUUUAUGAGUUUCAGGACCUACUUUAGGGCCUCGAUAUUCACGCGGUGAAAUUUGAAACGAAUCGGUACAGCCAAUUUGGGGAAUACCUUUUCCCCAACGAUUUGACUUUUCAGAUACCCAGUGAACAUUGUUAUAUAACUGUUGGGUAAAUGUUACGUUUUCGAAACUAACAUGUUAUGUAGCAUAUAAGUAACAUGAAAGUUAGAUGUUAGUUAUUAUUCCCACUCAGUAAGGUAACAUGUUAUGUAACAUGUUACAUUAUUGUUAUAAUACAUCAUGAUUUUUUACCACUGGAUAAGUUUUGAUGUAUUACCAGACACUGUAUGAAGUAUAAUAUACUUAUAGUGGACGGACAAAU